Eruca vesicaria subsp. sativa (arugula) is the source of this 2117-nucleotide messenger RNA. Lineage: Eukaryota; Viridiplantae; Streptophyta; Magnoliopsida; Brassicales; Brassicaceae. The record is from the annotation of a GenBank genome assembly.
AUGGACAAAACUCACCAACCAACCACUCCGUAUCUCGUCUUCCUCUUCUUCUUCACUCUAACCGUCGCUACUCAAACCACCGGUUCGGUUAACUGCGAAACCGGUUCGCUCCCUUAUCCAUUCGGUUUCACCGACGGUUAUCCGAUCCGAUUCAAUUGCUCCAACAAAACCGCGGAGAUCGGAGAAUUCUCCGUACAGGAAGUGACGAACGCAAACAUAUACGUUAACAUCCCGCCGCUGUGCAAACGCGAUAUCCGCAAAAUCGAGCAUCUCUUCCGCGACAAUUUCGCUCCGUCGAUAUUACAGAACACAAUCCUUGUCCAAGGGUGCAACGAAUCGUCGUCUGAUUGUUCAAUUGAUCGUAAUUUCGUCGAAGAUCGGUUAAACCAAAGUAGUUGUAUCUCUCAGGUGAGAUGUCUUAACAGAUCCACGGAGAUAAAGGCAGAUGUGAUGAGUGUAUUAGAAGUUGUUAACCGGAGUGGAUGUAAGUAUUGGUUCUCUUCGAUUACGACUCGGUCUAAAUCGCAACGUUCGGUUAAUUUGGGUCAACUCAGGCUUGAUUGGUGGCUUAAGGAAGGUUGUAGUGACACGGCGUGUUCCGCGAACGCAACUUGUACGAAUGUCACUCUCUCCGGAGGUGGUUUUGGUCAUCGUUGCACUUGUCACGAUGGAUUUUAUGGUAACGCCUUUAUCGUGCACGGUGGUUGCCGACCAGUUGGUAAACGCAAAGGACUACUACACAAACUCAUUGUUUUUGGAAUUGCUACUUUACUUGGAGCUUCACUAAUUGCCAUAUCGAUAUUUGCUUUUAUCUACCGCCACAAACGUUCUACGUCUUCCUCGAAAUCAUCACUCGCGAAUCGCUUGUUCUGUGAGCUCGCCGGGAACUCCAGCGUUCCCUUCUACACCUACAAAGAGCUCGAGAAAGCUACCGACAACUUUUCCGACAAAAACAAGCUCGGAAUCGGAGCAUACGGAACAGUCUACGCUGGCGAAUUCCCAAACAACUCAUGGGUCGCUAUCAAACGUCUCAGACGCAAAGACACACCAAGCAUCGACCAAGUCGUGAACGAGAUCAAGCUUCUCUCCUCCGUUAGCCACCCUAACCUAGUUCGUCUCUUAGGCUGUUGUGUCGCUCAAGGCGAACCCAUUCUAGUCUACGAGUUCAUGCCUAACGGAACGCUUUCUCAGCAUUUACAACACGAAAGAGGCCACACACCGCUUUCUUGGCCGCUACGUCUCUCCAUCGCUUCUCAAACCGCAAACGCAAUCGCACAUCUCCACUCUUCAGUAAACCCUCCUAUCUACCACCGAGACAUUAAAUCUAGCAACAUACUCCUCGACCACGAGUUUAACUCCAAGGUCUCUGACUUUGGACUCUCUAGGCUCGGCAUGUCCGCAGAUUUCGACGUGUCCCAUAUCUCCACGGCUCCACAAGGCACUCCGGGAUAUUUAGACCCACAGUACCACCAAGAUUUUCAGCUCUCGGAUAAGAGCGAUGUCUAUAGCUUUGGAGUUGUUCUCAUUGAGAUCAUCUCAGGGUUUAAGGUCAUAGACUUUACUCGUCCCUUCACUGAAGUGAACCUAGCCGCUCUUGCUAUUGACAGGAUCGGAAGAGGGCGUGUGGUAGAUAUCAUUGAUCCCUGUUUACAAACAGAGAACGAUCCAAAAAUGUUUGCCUCUGUCCAGAACUUAGCCGAACUUGCAUUUCGCUGCUUAUCAUUCCAUAGAAACAUGAGGCCUACAAUGAUGGAAGUUGCUGAAGACAUCCAACGGAUUAAGCUUAUGUACUUUGGCAAAGAGACGGGGAACUCCAGAAGCAGAUCCGAAACUGAUAUGAAGAGAUUAAACAGCAAAGAAUCAUCUCCGAGAGUAUGAAUGUAGCCGCAGGAUACUAAAAGAGUUAUGUCUUGGAUUUUGAUUGUCUCUUGUUGGUUCCUUGUGUAUGAAGUAACAAAAAAAGAAAGAUAUAAAAUAUAUAGUUCCCUGUGUUUGUGAAAGAGUUAAAUCUAUACAUUUUCAGGGAUGCUGUUCUAGCCAAUUGUGAUCUAAGAGUUUUUGAAUUAAGCGCCAUAAACCUUCAUAGCAACCGCUAACAUUACCGCUUUUCCUGUAUA